This is a messenger RNA of Penicillium diatomitis, 1167 nucleotides long. Its product is annotated as altered inheritance of mitochondria protein 6. The transcript is spliced from 2 exons. Gene Ontology annotation, molecular function: phosphoric diester hydrolase activity. The record is from RefSeq and is a predicted model, not a curated record. Gene Ontology annotation, biological process: lipid metabolic process. Lineage: Eukaryota; Fungi; Ascomycota; Eurotiomycetes; Eurotiales; Aspergillaceae. Bases 1 to 1167 code for a protein of 388 amino acids.
AUGGAAGACAAAUCUGACCUCGGGGGCCAAAAUUGCGGUCACUGCAAGGCUUCUCGAAGAGGUCGUUCUCGGCGAUGGCUCUCCAAAUUGAAGGCGAAUCUCUCCCCGCGGGUUGUGGGAAAGAGGAAAGCUGUACGGAACAACGUUCUCCUGUUUAUUGUAUUUGUGAUUAUCGUGGGAGGCAUCAUCGCACUUGUUUGGUUCUCCCUCGUGCUUGCUCUAAUCCAUCGACUGUCUCCGUCGACCCCAUCAAAUGGAUUACAAAGAAUUGUCCAGAGCUGGAAAACACCGUCGGAUUCGAUUUCAUUAUUGAGUCCAUGGCCGCACGAUUUCAGUCAAGGCAUUGUGCCUGUCUCCUGCCAUUCGCACAAUGACUACUGGCUCUCGGUCCCAUUGUUCGAGGCGAUUGCGGCCGGAUGCACAGGUGUCGAGGCAGACGUUUGGCUCCGGGAAAACAAGACUCUUCUGGUCGGUCAUGGAGAGAGCUCUCUAACUUCAGAUCGCACGUUGCAAAGUCUCUAUAUCGAGCCACUGUCCACAAUCCUUUUGAACUUGAACGGCAACUCAUCGUCAAAUGAUGUUACUUCACCUGUGGGUAUCUUUGACAUCGACACCACAGUCACUCUCACCCUUCUCAUCGAUAUCAAAUCCGAUGCGAUCACCACCUGGCCGGUGAUUUUGGAUCAAUUGAGUCCAUUGAUCUCCGGUGGCUGGGUAUCGCACUGGAAUGGCACCACCAGGAAGCUUGUGCACGGUCCCAUCACCGUCGUCGGGACAGGCAAUACGCUCUUCCAGCAGGUGACUGCAGAACACGACCGAUACGUCUUCUUCGACGCACCCUUGCACGAAAUUUCUCAAAACUCAUCAUACUCCUCCGAGAACUCAUACUAUGCUAGCGUGUCGGUCAAGAAAGCAGUCGGUAUGGUCUGGACGUGGGGACCCACGCAGAGUCAGAAACGGACUAUGCAGGAGAUGAUUGAUGCCGCCACGGAGAGGGGACUUGUCUCUCGAUUCUGGAGCAUUCCUUCUUGGCCGGUGAAUUUACGCAUGCAGAUGUGGCAGUUUCUGGUGGAAAGUCGAGUAGGGAUGUUGAACGUGGACAAUGUUGUCGAAGCUACCAGAUGGAACUGGGAUUGGUGUACGGUGGCGGGAUUGGUGUUGUGUUGA